Penicillium canescens is the source of this 408-nucleotide messenger RNA. RefSeq lists its product as uncharacterized. The record is from RefSeq and is a predicted model, not a curated record. The annotation marks the transcript as partial. The transcript is spliced from 3 exons. Lineage: Eukaryota; Fungi; Ascomycota; Eurotiomycetes; Eurotiales; Aspergillaceae.
GUGGGAACCUAUGUCUCAAGACUUUUGAGAGUGCUUAACUAUCAUUACAAAUCACAUAUCUUACUACCAAUCAACACAACAACCCAACCAAUUUUCACAAUGGAGACUGUGAAGGAUGCUGCCAAAUACGUCUCAGAGACGGUCCAGGGCAAAGGUGCUGAGACUUCCAAGGAGACCAACAAAAAUGUCGCCAAGGAUUCCAACGCCAAUGUAAGCACCCGUGCCAGCGCUGCGAAAGAUGCGCUUGUCGACAAGAAAGACGAGAAAUCACAUGACACAAAGGCGGAUGUCCACAAGGAAUCUGCUAAGCAUUAAGGGAUUAUCGUGGGCACUGGGACAUGGAUUCACACAGGAGACAUAACACCUAUGGAAUGUAAUUAGUUAUUAUUAAUGGAGCAUACUUCUCGC